GCGUGCGCACAAACCCGGCGGAAGCAGCUCGUGCAGGAUGAUGUGGACGAGUCCGGAGCUCGCGGCGCGCGGAUACAGGCUUUAGAACAAACCGAGAAACAGAGGAAUAAACCGGAGUAAACGGGAUUAAAGAGGAGUAAACGGGUGAGCGGCGGGUCGGCGCGGGUUCAGCGGGAGAUGCGGCGGUGAGCGGAGCGCCGCUGGGUCAGGAGACGCCGGGAGAGAGAGCGCGGGGAGCGGACCGGAGACCCGGAAGCUCCGGCGGCAUGGCCGAGGCGGGUCUGGCGCUCAGGCCGGGGGUCGCUGCUCGGGUCUCGCCCGCGGAGGAGCAGGACAUCGCGCUGCUGGAGCCGGAGCCCUGCGGGGACGAGCCGGAGCUCUGCGGCGAGGAGGCACUGCUGCUGCUGCCCGAGCAGGAGGCGCCCUCGCCCCGCAGAGACCGGAGGGCCAGGCGGGGCGGCCGGAGCUCCUCAUCCGACAGAGAGACCCUCGCCUCGCCAGGUAACAGCAGUGGUGAUUUUAACCAUUUCCCGGAGGACCCCAUGUUUGCAGAGAUAGUGCAGCGGGCGGAGCAGGCCAUUGAGAGCGGAGUGUGUCCAGAGAGGAUCUCGCAGGGCUCCAGCGGGAGCUACUUUGUUAAAGACCCCAAAGGGAAAACCAUCGGUGUGUUCAAACCAAAAUCAGAGGAGCCGUACGGCCAUCUCAACCCAAAAUGGACCAAAUACUUCCACAAGGUGUGCUGCCCCUGCUGCUUCGGGCGGGGCUGCCUCGUGCCCAACCAGGGCUACCUCUCGGAGGCGGCCGCCUCGCUCGUCGACCAAAAACUGGGCCUGGAGGUCGUUCCCAAAACCAAGGUUGUGUCUCUGGCCAGCGAGACUUUCCACUACAACGCCAUCGACCGGGCCAAGUCUCGAGGAAAGAAAUACGCCCUGGAAAAAGUUCCCAAAGUGGGCCGUCGAUUCCACCGGGUCGGCCUGCCCCCCAAGGUUGGCUCAUUUCAGCUGUUUGUCGAGGGCUACCACGAGGCGGAUUAUUGGCUGAGGAAAUUUGAGGCGGAGCCUCUUCCAGAGAACAUGAGGAAGCAGCUCCAGUCUCAGUUUGAGAGACUUGUGGUUCUUGACUAUGUGAUCAGAAAUACAGACAGAGGGAAUGAUAACUGGCUGAUUAAAUACGAGAAGGCAGGAGAUGAAGAACAAUCUGAAAAGGGAAGUGAAUGGAGUGAACCCAAAGACUGUGCGAUUCAGAUCGCAGCGAUCGAUAACGGCCUGGCCUUCCCCUUUAAACACCCAGACGAGUGGAGAGCAUACCCAUUCCACUGGGCGUGGCUUCCGCAGGCUAAAGUGCCGUUCUCCCAGGAGACCCGAGACCUGGUUCUAUCCCGAAUCUCCGACAUGAACUUUGUACAGGACCUCUGUGAGGACCUCUAUGAGCUCUUUAAGACGGAUAAAGGCUUUGAUAAAACCAUGUUCGAGAAGCAGAUGUCCGUUAUGAGGGGGCAGAUCCUGAACCUGACUCAGGCUCUGAAGGACGGGAAGAGCCCCAUUCAGCUGGUCCAGAUGCCGAGGGUGGUGGUGGAGCGCAGCCGGGGAGGCGGCCAGGGACGGGUGGUGCAGCUCGGCAACGCCUUCACCCAAACCUUCCACUGCAAACGACCCUUCUUCACCUCCUGGUGAUCGAGGAACCCGGGAAUCGAGGAACUGAGGUACUUAAGGUGGACGAGGUGGAGGUCCGAGGAGAAAUGGUGAAAACCUCUCGCCUUUUUUUCUUUGUUUUAUUUUUUUUUCUUCUAUUUCUGAGCCUUUUUUCUGGAGUUCUCGGAGCUUCGGCUCGUGUUGGAUUAAUGGACGGAUGCUGGAUAAAGGGAAUCUCGGGUAGAGAAGUGUAAGACGUCCGACAGCCGCCUCGCUCAACUGCCAAUUUUUCUAUAGAUAUAAUCUGAAGUAAGGAAGGAGGAAGAAUCCGUUUAAACUUGAACUUCUGCUUGAAUGUAAUCCGCAAGUUUACAUUUCACUCCUCCAUCAGCGGCGACCGGAGGGGAGGGGGUGACCAGUGGUGUUUUAAUUCAAAUGAAUGUAUUUAAAGAUGAUGUAAUGUGUCAGAAUGCUGUUAGGGGUGUACACACUGAAGAAGGGGGCGGGGUUUGAACUGGUAUGGUAUGAUAAUCAUUUCACCUGAAGAGUGUGCGCAUUUGUGGGUGUGUGAGCGUGUGAAUGCAAGUGUGUGGGUGAGUACAAGCAUAGGUAUGUGUGAGUGCGUGUGUGAGCGUGCAUGCUUGUGAAUGAGUGCUUGUAACUGCGUGGGUGUGUGUGAGCGUGCAUGCUUGUGAAUGAGUGUAACUGCGUGGGUGUGUGUGAGCGUGCAUGCUUGUGAAUGAGUGUUUGUAACUGCGUGGGUGUGUGUGAGCGUGCAUGCUUGUAACUGCGUGGGUGUGUGUGAGCGUGCAUGCUUGUGAAUGAGUGUUUGUAACUGCGUGGGUGUGUGUGAGCGUGCAUGCUUGUGAAUGAGUGUAACUGCGUGGGUGUGUGUGAGCGUGCAUGCUUGUGAAUGAGUGUUUGUAACUGCGUGGGUGUGUGUGAGCGUGCAUGCUUGUGAAUGAGUGUAACUGCGUGGGUGUGUGUGAGCGUGCAUGCUUGUGAAUGAGUGUUUGUAACUGUGUGGGUGUGUGUGAGCGUGCAUGCUUGUGAAUGAGUGUUUGCGUAAAUGAGUGUGUAACUGCGUGUGUGAGCGUGCAUGCUUGUGAAUGAGUGUUUGCGUGUGUGAGCGUGCAUGCUUGUGAAUGAGUGUAACUGCGUGGGCGUGUGUGAGCGUGCAUGCUUGUGAAUGAGUGUGUAACUGCGUGUGUGAGCGUGCAUGUGAAUGAGUGUUUGCGUAAAUGAGUGUGUAACUGCGUGUGUGAGCGUGCAUGUCUCUCUGCAUGGGUAUGUAUGCAAGCGUGAGUGUGAACAAUUUUGAGCAUACAUGCGUGUGUGACUGUGUAGGUAUGUGUGUGAGCGAGCAAGUGUGCAAGUGCGUGUGCGCUUUGUGGAUCUCUUUCCUGCUGAGCGAUUGUUAAAAUUGAACUGUUAAACGACAAAUCAAUAAAACUUGCAUAUAAAGAAAUUAA
Astyanax mexicanus (Mexican tetra) is the source of this 3103-nucleotide messenger RNA. It is a transcript of the gene pi4k2b, whose product is annotated as phosphatidylinositol 4-kinase type 2 beta. Lineage: Eukaryota; Metazoa; Chordata; Actinopteri; Characiformes; Acestrorhamphidae. Gene Ontology annotation, cellular component: endosome; trans-Golgi network; plasma membrane. Gene Ontology annotation, biological process: endosome organization; phosphatidylinositol phosphate biosynthetic process; Golgi organization. The coding region runs from base 267 to 1673 and encodes 468 amino acids. The record is from RefSeq and is a predicted model, not a curated record. The transcript is spliced from 10 exons. Gene Ontology annotation, molecular function: 1-phosphatidylinositol 4-kinase activity.